AUGUCCAACGGAUAUCCGGCCGUUCCCGGGUCUUUUGGCAGCGGCCGCUUGAUACAAGCAUCAUUCGCUGUCUUGUGCUCCGAUGUGAUUGGAAGUGCAGGCGCUGGUCCUGGCGGCAUCGGAGGCGGUGGGAAGGCUCCGGGUGGAGCAGUCACCGGUGGUAACGGAUACGGGGGCAUUGGUGGCAUGCUUCGCUCCAAGCUUUCUGUAAAAAUAGAAGGAUUAGCGAUGGGAAACAAGGAAAGUAACGAGAAAACGUGA
Messenger RNA from Caenorhabditis remanei, 261 nucleotides. RefSeq lists its product as uncharacterized. Bases 1 to 261 code for a protein of 86 amino acids. The transcript is spliced from 2 exons. The record is from RefSeq and is a predicted model, not a curated record. Lineage: Eukaryota; Metazoa; Nematoda; Chromadorea; Rhabditida; Rhabditidae.